AUGCAUGCUCCUCCACACGACACUUCUCUUCCAGAUGCCACUCCCGAAACAUUCACCUCCUACGAUGCCUUCCUUUUUGGACUCCCAACCAGAUAUGGAAACUACCCUGCACAAUGGAAGAUUCUCAUUGACAGACUGGGUGGUCUUUGGGCCAGCGGGGCCCUUCAAGGCAAAUACUUUGGUCUGUUCGUCGCUACUGGUACCCCAGGAGGUGGACAAGAAUCAACUUGCAUUGCUGCAAUGUCCUCCUGGGUUCACCAGGGCAUGAUCUACGUGCCUCUUGGUUAUAAAUACACGUUCAAGUCUUUGUCAAACUUGGACGAGGUUCGAGGUGGCUCCCCGUGGGGUGCCGGCACAUUCUCCUCUGGUGACGGCUCAAGGCAGCCAUCGAAACUCGAAAUCGAACUUGCUGAGGCACAAGGGAAGAUGUUCUACGAGACUGUCGCUAAGGUCAACUUCGCAUGA
Messenger RNA from Lithohypha guttulata, 465 nucleotides. It is a transcript of the gene PST2, whose product is annotated as flavodoxin-like fold protein. Gene Ontology annotation, cellular component: membrane. Gene Ontology annotation, molecular function: FMN binding; NAD(P)H dehydrogenase (quinone) activity. The transcript is spliced from 3 exons. NCBI's taxonomy places the organism in Eukaryota, Fungi, Ascomycota, Eurotiomycetes, Chaetothyriales, Trichomeriaceae. The coding region runs from base 1 to 465 and encodes 154 amino acids. The record is from RefSeq and is a predicted model, not a curated record.